AUGGCGCGUACCAAGCAGACGGCUCGUAAAUCCACCGGAGGUAAAGCUCCCAGGAAGCAAUUAGCCACGAAGGGCUGCCCGUAA
Acanthoscelides obtectus is the source of this 84-nucleotide messenger RNA. The record is from the annotation of a GenBank genome assembly. NCBI's taxonomy places the organism in Eukaryota, Metazoa, Arthropoda, Insecta, Coleoptera, Chrysomelidae.